Monoraphidium neglectum is the source of this 2103-nucleotide messenger RNA. RefSeq names its product UDP-glucuronosyltransferase 3A1. The record is from RefSeq and is a predicted model, not a curated record. Lineage: Eukaryota; Viridiplantae; Chlorophyta; Chlorophyceae; Sphaeropleales; Selenastraceae. Gene Ontology annotation, molecular function: UDP-glycosyltransferase activity. Bases 1 to 2103 code for a protein of 700 amino acids. The transcript is spliced from 5 exons.
AUGGAGUCUCUGCAGCCUGGCGGCGCCUUUCACCCACGGCCACUGUCGAUGCGCCUGGGUGCCCUGCGCUUGCUGCUGCUGGCGCUGCUGCUGGCUGCAGCGGCACCACGCGCUGCAUGCGCCUACAGGCUGCUCUUCAAUCCCCUCGGGGAGCGCACACACAUCCUAGUUCACCUGGAGCUUGCAGCUGAGCUGGCGGCCCGCGGCCAUGACAUCAGCUUCAUAUCCCCCGACUGUCACGUGCCGUUUGCGAAAGCCGUGCUGUCGCAGCGUCGCCCCGGCGCACGGGUCGGGUUUGUCACCUACCCGCUUGACUGCCAGUGGGUCGAGCAGGACAAGAGACGCGCUGCAGAGGCGGGCCCGCUGCACGGCGUUUGGAUGAUAGUCGAGGCGCUGGCGAACAGGACUGAUUAUAUGCUGAGCCACGAGGGGCUGAUGGCGCGGCUGCGCGCGCUGCGCGACGGCCCUGGGGCCAUCGACCUGGUCGUCACAGACAACAUCGCUUUCGGCGCGCUGCUCCCAUCAGCCCUCGGCCUGCCCUGCGUUGAUCUCGACGUCGGCGUUGCCGGCUCCCUGUAUGAGCCGCUGUUCUACGGCGCGCCGUCCGCGCCCGCGUACGUCCCAGCUGUCGGCACGUUUCUCCCGACCAACGGCAUGAGCCUCCCACAGCGCGCCGCCAACGUAGCGGCAACGCUUGCGGCGCAGCUGCUGCUCAAGGCAGUGUACUGGCACCCAGCCAUGUGGGUGCAGAAGCUGGUCAGGAAGCAUGAUCUGCCGCUCAGGUGGCCCUAUGUGCAGCCGAUCUUGGAGCUGGUGAACUCAAAUUUUGUCACAGAGCCGCCGCGCCCCGUCGGGCCCAUCACAAAAUACAUCGGCCCCAUUCUCCCUACCGCAGCCAAGCCACUGCCUCGGGACCUCAGCUCGUGGGUGUCUGGCGCCGGCCCCUUGGGAGCGGUGUUCGUGUCGUUUGGCGGCACCCUCUCCGCCCCGGCCGGCGCGAGCCUCACGGUGCUGCGGGCUGCUCAGCUGCUGCCUGACGUGCGGAUUGUUUGGAAGCUGUCUGAAGACGAGCGGGCGGCGCUGGCGGGAGACCUCAAGGCAGCAAACGUGACCAACGUCAAAGUGGUGACGUGGGCGCCCCAGAACGACCUGCUUGGCCACCCCAAACUCAAAGCGUUCGUCACCCAGGGCGGUUUCCUGUCCAUCGGGGAGGCUGCAUACCACGGCGUCCCCAUCGUCGGCGCCCCCCUGCUUGCUGGCCAGGGAGAGCUCAUACGCUUCGCCGCAGACCAGGGACGCGGCAUCAUGCUGCGCAAGAGCGUCUUGACACGCGGCGACGCCCCCCGCGUCGCGGCCGCGGUCAAAGAGGUCCUCUCCAACCCCUCCUAUGCGCGCGCCGCGGCGGUGGCCAGCGAGCGGCUGCGCGCGGCACGGGUGCCGUAUCGCGCCCAGGCCGCGGACUGGGUCGAGUACGCAGCUGCCCUGAAGGACCAUGGAAGCUUCCUGCACACCCAGGGCCAGAGGAUGCUGUGGUGGCAGGUGUGCUGCCUUGACGUGGCGCUCAUCGCGCUUGCAGUGGUGGCCGCGCCCUGCUGGUGGAUGUAUCGACUUUGGGCAGCUGGGAAGCGCGCAGGCGGCGCAGCGCUUGGUGACGCGGACGAGGACAACGCCGUGCAGGUGCAGCUGGCAUUUCCACCAGGAACCCAGUUGGAAGCUGCCAAGCAGCUGCGGAUGGCCAAGCAGGGGAUCCGUCUGGCGCAGCCGGCUGCUGCAGUGGCAGCUGAUCCAUCAGUGCGGACGCUGACGGCCAGCACGCUGGCGAACGGAGCGCGAGCAGCGACUGCUGCCGCACAGACGCCUGCGCCCCGGCGCAUGUCGCCCCCCUGGCUCUUCCGGCGGCGGCCGCUGACAGGAGAGGCUUGGGCAUGGUCAGGGGCUCGGGUCGCCGAGCGGCAGCAGGAGCAGCCGGCAGGGCGGCGGCGUCUGCACGAGCAGCGGUCGGGGCAAGUGUUGGAUGAGGGGCCAGGAGAGCAAACGUUGGCGUCCCAGCUGGGGCAGCAGCUUUUGUUUGAGGACCGGACUGUGCAUGAUAAAUUUGCAUAG